This is a messenger RNA of Anopheles nili, 1411 nucleotides long. Its product is annotated as cyclin-dependent kinase-like 1. Gene Ontology annotation, biological process: protein phosphorylation. Gene Ontology annotation, cellular component: nucleus. The coding region runs from base 1 to 1212 and encodes 403 amino acids. NCBI's taxonomy places the organism in Eukaryota, Metazoa, Arthropoda, Insecta, Diptera, Culicidae. The transcript has 7 exons. Gene Ontology annotation, molecular function: cyclin-dependent protein serine/threonine kinase activity; ATP binding. The record is from RefSeq and is a predicted model, not a curated record.
AUGGACAAAUGGUUCGGGGAGAAACGGUUGUGGUUGUUUGGUAAUCAUUUGCCGCUACUACCACGCAGCAAUCUACCCUUCAGAUGGACAUCAGGCGAGUCAAAAGCAGAAGGAGUUAUCAAAGCCAUACAGGAAAGAUCCCGCGGCAGCAGUAGAAUGGACCGGUACGAGAAGCUCAGCCGGCUCGGUGAAGGCUCGUACGGGGUGGUGUACAAGUGCCGUGACCGCGAAACGGGCUCACUCGUCGCGGUCAAGCGGUUCGUCGAGUCCGAGGACGAUCCGGCCAUACGCAAGAUAGCGCUGCGCGAGAUACGCCUGCUGAAGAACCUGAAGCACCCGAACCUCGUCUGUCUGCUGGAGGUGUUCCGACGAAAGCGCCGCCUGCAUUUAGUGUUUGAAUUUUGCGAGCACACGGUUCUGCACGAGCUGGAGCGACACCCAGAGGGAUGUCCCGAUAAUCUGACGAAGCAGAUAACAUACCAGACGAUCCAGGGCGUUGCCUACUGUCACAAACAAGGCUGCCUGCAUCGGGAUAUCAAGCCGGAAAACAUUCUCCUAACCGCCCAGGGUCAGGUGAAGCUGUGUGACUUUGGCUUUGCCCGCAUGCUCAGUCCUGGUGAAAAUUACACAGACUACGUCGCCACACGGUGGUACCGAGCACCGGAAUUGCUGGUCGGAGAUACCCAGUAUGGAACACCGGUGGACGUGUGGGCCAUUGGGUGCGUGUUUGCGGAGUUGGUGCGUGGUGAUGCUCUCUGGCCUGGUCGCAGUGAUGUCGAUCAGCUUUACCUGAUACGGCGAACUCUCGGUGAUCUUCUACCUCGGCAUCUAGCUAUAUUCAAUCAGAAUGAGUUUUUUAAGGGUAUCACUCUGCCCGUGCCUCCUACUUUGGAAACAUUGGAAGCCAAGAUGCCCUCACGUACCUUAGCAAAUCCUUUGAUGAUGGAUUUCCUGAAAAAAUGCCUGGACAAGGAUCCGGCCAAACGUUGGUCCUGUGAGCGCUUAGGAGCGCACCCGUACUUUGAGGACUACAUCACCAAGCAGAAGGAGAUCGAGCAGACGAUCACGCUCGAGCAGAAGCAACUCGGCAAUCGGGAGCUGAAGCCGAAAACUUCCAACACCUCGUUGCCGCAGCUGCCCGGCACGCAGGAGUCACGGGUACCGCAAAAGAACCUGUUCCUGCGAUCGGAUCAUCACCUGCCAACCAUAUAAAGGGACAGGGAUCUUGGCACGCUAAUUUCAGCACACGUGAGCUAACGUGGGGAAGAUUGUGGUGUGAUUGCGGCAUGAAAGCCAUCGAGCACGACACGUCGUACGCCCAACAGAGUUCUUAAUUUUGUGUUUGCGCAGCUGCUAGACAUGUGUGCAUUCUAAGUGUCCGUAAGCACAAAGAACCAUUUCCUGCAAUAUU